Messenger RNA from Saccostrea echinata, 1519 nucleotides. Its product is annotated as vacuolar protein sorting-associated protein 26C-like. NCBI's taxonomy places the organism in Eukaryota, Metazoa, Mollusca, Bivalvia, Ostreida, Ostreidae. The record is from RefSeq and is a predicted model, not a curated record. Gene Ontology annotation, biological process: intracellular protein transport. The transcript has 9 exons. The coding region runs from base 21 to 935 and encodes 304 amino acids. Gene Ontology annotation, cellular component: endosome.
CUUAGUCACAUGACUAGAAAAUGGCGACGUUAGACAUCAAAUUGAAAAAAGCCAAUAAGGUGUAUCAAGAAGGGGAGCUUGUAAAGGGUGCAAUAUGUAUAGAUGCUGGAAAAAGUGAAGUAGCCCAUCAAGGCAUCACUUUGAUGAUGGAAGGUUCAGUGAAUCUGCAACUCAGUGCAAAGAGUGUUGGUCUGUUUGAAGCAUUCUACAGUUCAUUGAAGCCAAUGCAGUUGAUUAAUUAUUCUUUGGACAUUGCAAAGCCAGGAAAAUUGCCCGGUGGAAGAACUGAAAUUCCAUUUGAAAUUCCAUUAAAACCAAAAGGAAAUAAAGAACUAUAUGAAACUUACCAUGGAGUUUUUGUCAAUAUACAGUAUUCAUUAAAAGCAGAAAUGAAGAGACCUCUUCUUGCGAAGGAUUUACAGAAAUCCUGUGAAUUUAUUGUAGAAUACUCAGAGAAAAACAAAAAGGAUGGACAGGAGAAAGCCAAAUCAACACCAAAACCUGUACAGUUCACAAUCUCACCAGAGACGCUGACAAAUGUUAAAGAAAAACAGAAUGUGCCAAAGUUCAAGGUCAAAGGAAAGUUAGAGUCAGCUGUGAUGUGCAUCACUAAGCCACUUAGAGGAGAGCUAACAGUUGAACAUUGUGACACACAAAUCAAAUCAAUAGAAAUUCAGCUGGUACGAGUGGAAACCUGUGGAUGUGCUGAGGGGUAUGCCAAAGAUGCCACAGAGAUCCAGAAUAUACAGAUAGCUGAUGGAGACGUAUGCCGUGGUAUCUCUAUUCCUAUAUGGAUGAUUUUUCCUCGACUUUUUACCUGCCCAACACUUUCAACAAAUAAUUUUAAAGUUGACUUUGAAAUCAACAUAGUUAUUGUGUUUCAAGACAACCAUUUGGUGACUGAAAACUUUCCUAUCAAGCUGACCAGGUUUUAGUGAAGUUUAUGGAUUCCAUUGUUAUAAAAAAAAGUCAACACAACUCUGGACAUUUACUGAAUUUACUUUCAGAAAGGAAGAUUUAUUUUAAUUUUGCAAAUUAAAAUACUUUAAAAUUUUGACCUCGCCAAAAUCACUGAACAGUAUCACAAAAACUUGCCAGUCACCUGCAUCAUUCAGUGAUAAAGAUUCAUUUUUUAGCUCACCGGAGUCAAAGGCUGGAGUGAAUCUGCAUAAUACCACUUUAAGAACUUAUUACACGAUAUUUGCUGUAUCCACUGCAGGUUAUCUAUCACAAUUACUUGUCAUGAUGUUGCUAACACAUACAUGUACUGUAGUAACAUUUAUUAAAAUUCAUUUGGCUCAGGUUGGGGUGACACUAAUUGACUAGGGCAAGUGUUAAGGCCUGUAGGCCUAUAGUACUCCCUUAUCAUGAAUUCAGAACACUUUCUUGUAAAGCUUGUUUUCAUAUAAUAGCACUUCUUGAAAGUUUUUAACAUAUACAGAUGAGUGUAAAGAUUAUACAUGUAUUAUGUAACAAGUGCAAUAUUUAUUUUACUUAUUAAAAAGUAAUGAUUACUUUU